Messenger RNA from Staurois parvus, 537 nucleotides. Lineage: Eukaryota; Metazoa; Chordata; Amphibia; Anura; Ranidae. The record is from the annotation of a GenBank genome assembly.
AGAUUUCCAUCAAACCCAGAGAGGCGAAAACUGUGGCUGAGCCUCCUUAACCGAGAACAUUUCACCCCAAGCCUGCACACAUUUUUAUGUUCCAAACAUUUUGAUGAGACGUGUUUUGACAGAACAGGCCAAACUGUGCGUUUGAGAGUCAAUGCUGCACCCACUAUUUUUAUCUAUCCCAACCAUAUGCUAGAAAAAGUAAGUAUCUUGUAUAAAAAAAAUCUUAAUUACAAUUGCAUACCGAACCCUGGUAUACAUGAACUCACAGCCAGAAACAAACAGCAACUCACUAUGAUCAUGCCUACUGUCUUCCAAGCCCUGCUGAAAUCAAGAAAAAAAAUCUGGGAACUUGAAAAGAAACUGGAACUUGCCCAUAAGAAAAUAAAAAUAUAUCAGCAGAGGGAACGCAGAGUAAAAGGAAAAUGCUUGCUAGAGGAGAUUAAUCCAGAUUUAAACAAGGGGUCAAGAAACUCAAAUCAGGAGGUGGUAUGUGAACUGCAGAAAGAGACCAGAACAAAUCUUAGGACAAUGGUAUAA